This is a messenger RNA of Carica papaya (papaya), 477 nucleotides long. The record is from RefSeq and is a predicted model, not a curated record. NCBI's taxonomy places the organism in Eukaryota, Viridiplantae, Streptophyta, Magnoliopsida, Brassicales, Caricaceae.
UAUGUAUGAUUCUCUCUCUGCUAGUGGCGGCCUCAAUUAGUUUAUAUCUUCACAGACUUUCAAGAGUCCAGGUCUCAGCUUUUACAAUUACAAAUGAAGAAAGUUGUAUUGAAAUUGGAUUUGCAUGAUAAAAAAGAAAAACAAAAGGCCAUGAAAGCAGUUUCGGUUCUUUCAGGGAUUGAUUCGAUUGCGAUGGACAUGAAAGAGAAGAAAUUAACAGUAAUAGGAGACGUUGAUCCGGUCGAAAUCGUAAGCAAAUUGAGAAAACAAUGGUGGACAGAGAUUUUAACAGUUGGACCAGCAAAGGAGGAGAAAAAAGAUGGAGAGAAGAAGGAAGAAGACAAAAAGAAAGAUCAAAAUGAACAACAAAAAUUAGCAGAGCUUCAGAAGGCCUAUCUUCAAGCCUACAAUCCAUACUUCCCAAGAUAUUACCAUGUAUUCACUGAAGAUAACCCAAAUGGUUGUGUCAUCUCUUAA